Molecule: messenger RNA, 761 nt
Organism: Brassica rapa (field mustard)
Lineage: Eukaryota; Viridiplantae; Streptophyta; Magnoliopsida; Brassicales; Brassicaceae
Biological process (GO): translation
Cellular component (GO): mitochondrial large ribosomal subunit
Molecular function (GO): structural constituent of ribosome
Source: RefSeq, a predicted model, not a curated record
CGAGGCUCCCACUUCCGGCAGCUAUUAGCUUUAGAGAGAAACUGCAUCAUCAUCAAUGGCGUUGAGACUGGCAUCGCUAAAACGCGCCGCGGCUGAGUCAUGCCGCAUCUUCGAAACGCGAAGCUUCAGCAACGUCGCGGCUAUGCCUUCGCCUUUGAACAGCGUCAUCGAUCGACCCAUCGGUACGCCGCCGCUGAUUUCACCUGAGUUCGAUGAGAAUCAGAGUCAACCGGGUUCGAUCGAUGAGAAUAGGUUCGGAUUCGGGUUUCCUAGUUUUGCUUUCAGUGGAUCCAUGGACCUGAUGGCUGUGCCCAAGAAGAAGGUUUCUAAACACAAGAGGGGAAUAAGAAAUGGGCCAAAGGCUCUUAAGCCUAUUCCUCUCAUCAUCCGUUGCAGGAGUUGCGGGCGAGUUAAACUGCCACAUUUCUUCUGUUGCAGCGGUGAGCGGGUAAACCCUAGUGAGCAAGGCCAUUAGAACUGCUGACCAAGAUCUCCUUUAUGAUUACUCCUUGUUGGAUAUCCACAGCGGGUAAAUCUUGGGUUUCUUAGUCCUACACUCGAGUGAAACUAUGGAUUUAGUUGCUCUGUUUUUGUCAAAUUAUUUGGGUUUCAGCUGCAAGAUCAAUAUGCUCAUGCUUCGUUUUUUUUUUGACAAGUUAUGUUGUUGUCAUUGCUUGUUGCAAAGUCUAGGCCAGCUCAUUUAUAUAUGUGCUCUUAGACAUAAAAUCAACAUCUACUUUAAAUAAAGAAAAAUCUUCCCA